This is a messenger RNA of Salvelinus namaycush (lake trout), 3537 nucleotides long. Its product is annotated as RCC1 and BTB domain-containing protein 1. The record is from RefSeq and is a predicted model, not a curated record. Lineage: Eukaryota; Metazoa; Chordata; Actinopteri; Salmoniformes; Salmonidae. Bases 597 to 2318 code for a protein of 573 amino acids. The transcript has 13 exons. Gene Ontology annotation, molecular function: protein binding.
AGGUGUGCCCACUUGCUGCUGCCCUCCAGUGACUAGAGACUCACUCAACGUGAAUAAAACUGAGUUUGAGUUUCAGAAUAGAAACAUGGUCACAUGAGAACCAGUCUUUUCACAUUCUUCUUUUAGAGGCCGUACCAACAGGCUUUCUCAGUUUCUCUAUACUCAAAAGGCAUCCUCCCUCAUUGCGCAGGUCUAGGGUUUGAUUGGUGAAAGCAGUGGGGUGAUUAUUACCGCAAUUGGGCCUAUGUUUUUUAAAUUCUUUUUUUUAAACACCAGAGGGCUUUAUACUGUUAUUCUUAAUUCCCAUUUCUUGCGUUAGGAGUUGGCAAGAGAACAAUAGACUGGCACCCCGGCUAGGCGUAUGUGUCCUAAAAUCUUCUCAACCGUGGACUCUGCCCACGGAGUCCGCCGAUGACCUAAACCAAGCGCACCUUCUUUCAGCCCAUGACGUCAGUGUGUCCAUCUGGACCAACGAUUUGGACUGGGGCUCGAGCGCAAAACUAUCGCUAAACUCAACUGUUGCUUGGUACGUUUGGCAUCCUUACAUCAGCGACGACAACAACGAAGUGACAGCUUUAUUCUGUUUUCUUGAUGAUAUGGAGCGAUGCUUUAGUGUUAGCGGGGACAGUGGUGGCCUCACAGCCCCUGCUUCUCCCUCCCCUGUGCCCCCCGCCCUCACCCCGACCCCCCCACCUCGGAGAGCCAGAGUGAGGUACCCAGCCAUGGUGGACGUGGGGAAGUGGCCCCUCUUCACCCUGCUGGGGGCUCAGGAGGUCUCCUGCAUCAGGCAGGCCUGUGUCUUCGGAACCUCAGCCAACGAAGCUAUCUACAUCACCCAGGAAGAUGAGGUGUUUGUGUUUGGGCUGAACUGCAGUAACUGUCUGGGGACAGGAGACAGUCAGAGCACCAUGGUCCCUAAGAAACUAGACUUCCUCCGAGGCAAGAAGGUGGUCAGUCUCAGCUAUGGCAGUGGACCACACGUCUUACUGGCCACAGAAGGGGGAGAGUUGUUUGCCUGGGGGCACAAUGGAUACAGCCAGCUGGGCAACGGGACCACCAACCAGGGGGUGUUACCCAUCCUGGUUUCAACCAACCUGCAGAACAAGAAAAUAACACACGUGGCCUGUGGGUCCCAUCACUCUCUGGCCCUGACACACGAUGGAGAGGUGUUUGCGUGGGGUUACAACAACUGUGGCCAGGUGGGUUCAGGUGCCACAGCCAACCAGCCAACCCCCCGCAGGGUGACCAACUGCCUGCAGGGUAAAGUGGUGAUGGGCAUCGCCUGUGGACAGACCUCCUCCAUGGCCGUGCUCGACAACGGGGAGGUGUUUGGCUGGGGCUACAAUGGGAAUGGCCAGCUGGGAGUGGGCAACAACGGUAACCAGCUGACCCCCUGUCGCCUGGCAGCCCUCCAGGGUCUCUGUGUACUACAGAUCGCCUCAGGCUACGCCCACUCCCUGGCUCUAACAGACGAGGGCCUGCUGUAUGCCUGGGGGGCUAACACUUACGGACAGCUGGGUACGGGCAACAAGAGCAACCAGCUCAGUCCUGUACACAUCAUGGCUGAGAAGGAGAGGAUAGUGGAGAUCGCGGCGUGCCACUCCACACACACAUCUGCCUGUAAGACCCAGAGCGGCCAGGUGUACAUGUGGGGCCAGUGUAGGGGUCAAUCCAUCGUGUUGCCACACCUCACACACUUCUCCUGCACUGAUGACGUCUUCACCUGCUUCGCUACGCCGUCUGUCAUGUGGAGGCUACUCUCCAUGGAGCAUGAUGACUUCCUGACUGUGGCCCAGUCUCUGAGGAAAGAGUUCGACAGCCCUGAGACGGCUGACCUCAAGUUCAGCGUGGACGGGAAAUACAUCCACGUACACAAGGCUGUGCUCAAGAUCCGGUGUGAACACUUCCGCUCCAUGUUCCAGUCCCACUGGACAGAGGACAUGAAAGAGGUGAUUGAGAUCGACCAGUUCUCCUACCCCGUCUACCGCUCCUUCUUGGAGUUCCUCUACACUGACAACGUAGACCUGCCCCCAGAGGACGCCAUCGGCCUGUUGGACCUGGCCACAUCCUACUGUGAGAACCGUCUGAAACGUCUGUGUCAACACAUCAUUAAGAGAGGAAUCACCGUGGAGAACGCCUUCUCUCUGCUCUCUGCCGCCGUGCGAUACGAUGCUGAGGACCUGGAGGAGUUCUGCUUCAAGUUCUGUGUGAACCACCUGACAGAGGUGACCCAGACUGCAGCCUUCUGGCAGAUCGAUGGCAACAUGCUCAAAGAGUUCAUCUGCAGAGCCAGCCGCUGUGGGGCCUUCAAAAACUGACUGACCACUAACCAGCCCCGAAGGAAGGACGAGGAAAGGGCUAGCAUGAACUGGUUUGGCUUGACACUACUUGGCCAUGGUAGAAAGGACAAAGAAGGAAAUGGUAUGAACAUGGAAACGGCUAGCUUGAACCGGAUCUCUAAAUUGCCAUAUUAUUCAUCCAUUGAGACAAUGUCUGGAGUGGUCAUCUGGUGAGGUCAUCUGGUGACUAUGGCUCACCUCCAGUUACACAGCCAAAGAAGCCAAAGCCAGUCCCUGCCUAUGCACCUAAUAUUCCACGCGGACAGGUGGCACUGUGGGGAGGAAGUUCCUUUACCAGUCAAAACAGUGACAUCAGAGUUCGUUGUCUGUCACUGCAUGUUUACAAACCUGCUAAAUGGCAUCAGACUACUCAGUUAGCGUCAGUUUAAUUGGAGGACCAUAGAUCUAGCUUAAGAUGGACACUGUUACAUGCCUGACAAUGUCUGGUGGCAGGUCAUGGCAGUCAACCCCCCAAUUUGCAGAUUAUUAUUAUUUUAUUUUUUUGCAUCAAAGCUGUGUACUUUGCUCUACUGUUGAAGGGUUGGAUGUAGCUGGCCAGAAAUAUAUUUUACAGGGUUUAUGUGGAUGUUUUGAGGAAAUGACAGUUUCAAUAUUAAUUGUUAAUAUGCUGUGUACUGACAAAGUAGAGCAGAGCUUGUCAUUUAUUCAUUCAGGCACGUUAAUUCUCGAGACUUGAGAUGAACAUGGUGAUGCAAUGCAACAAUGAGCAGGAACUUGGUUUUCAACUCUUCAGUUCUUUUACCAGACAGAAAACAAAACAUUUGGACCAUAUACAACUUGUUACUCUUUGAACUUUUUUAUUCUUACAAAAAUAGAUAUCAACAUUUUUUACUAUUACUUAUUGCAUUCCUUUGGUUGAGAUUACCCAAGCAUUUCCAAUCAUUCUGCUGCUUUGAAUAUUGUUUUAAUGGUUUAACGUUCAUUACUACAUUCUAAUUUACUUUGAAGCGAGUGUUUGUACUGAGAUUUAAAUUCAACGCAUUGUAUUCUUAGAUUAUAAUUUUUUCAGAAAUAAUUUGUUGCUUAUGUUUAUUUUUGCAAUUACAUUUAUUUUGAAAUAUUUACAAUUAUUUAGGAUGGAAACAGUUGCUAUUGGUGCCACAAUUCUCAACAUGUUUAUCGACUUGCUAGUCAUGAGAUGCAACCACUUUGAAAUAAACAAAACUACAUUAUUGUA